This is a messenger RNA of Cryptomeria japonica (Japanese cedar), 3150 nucleotides long. RefSeq names its product phenylalanine ammonia-lyase. Gene Ontology annotation, cellular component: cytoplasm. The coding region runs from base 704 to 2830 and encodes 708 amino acids. Gene Ontology annotation, molecular function: ammonia-lyase activity. The record is from RefSeq and is a predicted model, not a curated record. Lineage: Eukaryota; Viridiplantae; Streptophyta; Pinopsida; Cupressales; Cupressaceae. Gene Ontology annotation, biological process: L-phenylalanine catabolic process. The transcript has 4 exons.
UAAACCGGGCUAACAUUGCAGAAGCUUAAGAACAAAAGGCUUUCUGGUUAGCUCAUAACAUUAUUCACAGAUUGAGUAAGAUUCAAAACAAAAGUGGCUCUGCUAAAGUCAUUUACAGACUGAGUACUAUAGCAUUGAUCUUGAGAUUCACAACAAGAGUGGAUUUGGUAAAGAGAUUGAGUGAUAGUCCUGUGAAGAUUCACAAGAGUGGAUUUGCUGAGAGAGUUAUAGUGCUCUGAAGGUUUAGAACAGCAGAGGAAGUGGUAAAGGCUUGCUUUCAAUACCAUUAAAGGCAAAGGUGGUGUUUUUGGUGAUUCUCCUGCCUCCUGGAUCAUAAUUCUGGUGGUAGCUGAUUUGGUGAGCAUUUGGGUGUUUGAUUUGGUCUUGCUGGCUUUACAAUUUAGCAGCUUGGAGAGGCGGUGUUGUGAAUUACAGGAGAUACAGUAGCUUUGAAGGAGCUCUUGACAUUGCAGUUGAAGGAACCUUUGCUGUUGACAUCACAGUAGCAUUGAAGGUGUUUGAAGUGCUUGCCCACCAAAGAGUUUUGGCCAUAUAAUAGUAUUGAAGGAGUUGUCGCUCGAUCUAGUAGGUGCUCUGGUCCAUUGAAAUUCAGCUUGAUCAUUGUGAUAUAGCUUAUAAGCUUAUAAUUGUGAGCCUAUAAGUGCCCGUUUCUGAAACUGCAAUUUCAAUCCAAAGAAAAGCAAUGGCACAGGAAGAGUUCACGGCCGAGAAGUUAUGCAUCAGUGGAGCUGGGUCUCCCAAUGACCCCUUGAACUGGGUCUGGGCAGCAGAAACAAUGAAGGGUUCCCAUCUGGAUGAUGUGAAAACACUGGUGAAAGAGUACAACAACCCCACAAUAAGGCUCCAAGGCUCCGGCCUAACUGUGGCCCAAGUAACUGCGGUGGCCCGGGUACCCGCUGCCCGGGUAGAGCUUGACCCGGCUGUAAAAGGCCGGGUUGAUGAGAGCUCUAACUGGGUGAUGGAUAGCAUGGCUAAUGGGACUGACAGUUAUGGGGUCACAACUGGUUUUGGGGCAACCUCGCACCGUCGGACACGACAGGGUGAGGCCCUGCAAAAGGAGCUGAUCCGGUUCCUUAAUGCUGGCAUGUUCGGCACAGGCGAGACCAACGUGCUACCCCUGGAGACCUCCAGGGCAGCAAUGUUGGUCCGGGCCAACACACUUCUCCAAGGCUUCUCGGGCAUCCGGUGGGACAUAAUUGAAGCCAUGGGGAAGCUUUUGAAUGCUGGGGUGACCCCGCGGUUGCCUCUCCGAGGCACCAUAACAGCCUCGGGUGACCUUGUCCCACUGAGCUACAUUGCCGGCGUGCUGACCGGCCGACCCAAUGCAAAGGCUGUCUGUCGAGACGGUUCCAUUCUUGGGUCAGCCGAGGCACUUAAGGCAGCCGGCGUGCCCGACGGUCCUUUUGAGCUGCGACCCAAAGAAGGGCUCGCGCUCGUUAAUGGGACCGCCGUUGGGUCUGGUCUAGCUUCCACUGUGCUGUAUGAUUCAAAUAUUUUGGUUCUUCUGGCAGAGGUUCUCUCGGCGGUUUUCUGUGAGGUUAUGCAGGGGAAGCCCGAGUUUACUGAUCACCUCACGCACAAGCUGAAGCAUCACCCGGGUCAGAUCGAGGCAGCGGCUCUCAUGGAGUAUUUGCUGGACGGGAGCUCCUACAUGAAGGCGGCUGCCAAGCUGCAUGAAAUGGAUCCACUCAAAAAGCCCAAGCAGGACAGAUAUGCUUUAAGAACCUCUCCACAAUGGCUUGGCCCACAGAUUGAAGUGAUCCGCAUGGCCACACGAAUGAUCCAGCGUGAAAUCAAUUCUGUGAAUGAUAACCCUUUAAUUGAUGCCGCUAGAAAUAAAGCCAUACAUGGUGGCAACUUUCAAGGAACUCCUAUUGGUGUUUCUAUGGACAACACUCGCCUUGCCCUUGCUGCCAUUGGUAAGCUCAUGUUUGCUCAAUUCAGUGAACUUGUCAAUGACUUCUACAAUAAUGGACUACCAUCCAAUCUAAGUGGCGGCCCCAACCCAAGUCUUGACUAUGGACUCAAAGGUGCCGAAAUAGCAAUGGCAUCCUAUACCUCUGAGCUACAAUUUUUAGCCAACCCUGUUACAAACCAUGUCCAGAGUGCAGAGCAACAUAACCAAGAUGUCAACUCCCUUGGCCUGAUCUCAUCUCGCAAAACUGCUGAGGCAGUUGAGAUACUAAAAUUGAUGUCAUCAACAUACCUAGUUGCUCUAUGCCAAGCUAUUGACCUUCGACACCUUGAGGAGAAUAUGUACUCGACUGUAAAACAAACAGUGGCACAUGCAUGCAAGAAGACAUUAACCAUGAACCUCCAAGGUGAGUUGUUGCCUUCACGUUUCUGUGAAAAGGACCUCCUCAAGGUUGUUGAAAGAGAGCCUGUUUUCUCCUAUGUUGAUGACCCUUGCAGUGCCUCAUAUCCUCUCUUCCAAAAACUUCGACAAGUCCUUGUUGAGCAUGCCUUGCAAAAUGCUGAUAAGGAAAAGGACUCCAACACUUCAAUUUUUCACAGAAUCAGUACAUUUGAAGAUGAGCUAAAAGAAAGCUUACCAGUCGAGGUUGAAAAAACUCGAGAGGCCUUUGAUAAGGGUGUUGCCCCAGUUCCCAACAGAAUCAAGGAAUGUCGAUCAUACCCACUAUAUGAGUUUGUGAGAUCACAACUUGGGACCUCAAUACUAGUAGGAACAAAAAGCCAGUCCCCCGGACAAGACUUUGAUAAGGUGUUGAUCGCCAUUAAUGAAGGCAAGCUAGUGGAACCUUUGCUCAAGUGUGUGGAAGGUUGGAAUGGUGCCCCAAUUCCAAUUUGAAGUUAAUAAAUGAUAAAAAUAAAUAAAAAUAAAUCCCCCACUAAACAUAUACUAUAAAACCUUCUCAUAUGAAGUGUAUAUAUAUACACAAUGUUUGUGGACUCCUCCAAAGAAUCUUUUCUUUGAGGAGGUAGGGCUAUUUUUGUAUUUUUUAAUGUAUGCAGAGUUUUACAUGCCUUGUACUGAAAGGAAAAGGCAAAAUUUGUAUGGUGUAACUUGUUGAGACACCUAAAGUUAUUUUCUCUAUGUGUCAUAAUGAUUGUGCACCGAGCACUAAUGAAUUGGAAUACCAUAAAUUAUUAGCAAACAUGCAUUUCAAA